AUGUCGUCAACAACUAACUACACGGAAACACAGACAUCCAGACAAAUCCGCAAACACACAAAAGAUAAAAAUGAACCUCGGUCUCUGUGCCUCCCCAGCGUCUUGUCUCUCAUGGCCUCGUUUCUCCCUCGGCAGCUGAAGAUGCAGGUGGCCUCCACGGGGCGGGUCAUGGAGACGGUGGGCCUCGCCAUCUCCCUCGCUACGAUCCUCGUCUCCCUCGUCAUCUUCUCCAGCUUCAGGUCCUUACGUAACAACAGGACGCGGAUCCACUGGCACCUGUUCGUUGCCAUGAAGAUCCAGCUGGUCAUCCGCCUGACCUUGUACAUUGACCAGUACAUCAUCAGGUCCCUGCACAGUGACGACUACACGCCCAGGGGCAUUGAUAACACGCCAGUCCUGUGUGAAAGUUUCUACGUUCUGUUAGAAUAUGCAAGAACGGCCAUGUUCCUGUGGAUGUUUAUCGAGGGCCUCUACCUGCACAACAUGGUCACUAUCACCGUUUUCCAAGAUAAACCAAAUUACAGAGUAUAUUACGUCCUUGGGUGGGGCCUCCCGGUGCUCAUGACGGCUGUGUGGGCGGUAGUCACGGCGAUCAAGUAUACGGACACCGAGUGCUGGUGGGGCUACAAUCUGAGUCCGUACUUCUGGAUCCUGGAGGGCCCCCGACUCACCGUCAUUGUGACAAACCUGCUGUUCCUACUCAACAUCCUCCGUGUGCUUAUCACCAAACUCCAAGCAACGCUGUCUUCAGAGACGCAUCAGAUCAAGUGA
Molecule: messenger RNA, 771 nt
Organism: Penaeus monodon (black tiger shrimp)
Lineage: Eukaryota; Metazoa; Arthropoda; Malacostraca; Decapoda; Penaeidae
Product: PDF receptor-like
Exons: 7
Coding region: 1-771 (256 amino acids)
Biological process (GO): adenylate cyclase-modulating G protein-coupled receptor signaling pathway; cell surface receptor signaling pathway
Cellular component (GO): plasma membrane
Molecular function (GO): G protein-coupled peptide receptor activity
Source: RefSeq, a predicted model, not a curated record